Molecule: messenger RNA, 4734 nt
Organism: Coregonus clupeaformis (lake whitefish)
Lineage: Eukaryota; Metazoa; Chordata; Actinopteri; Salmoniformes; Salmonidae
Product: transcription factor 4
Exons: 21
Coding region: 402-2639 (745 amino acids)
Biological process (GO): regulation of transcription by RNA polymerase II
Cellular component (GO): transcription regulator complex
Molecular function (GO): RNA polymerase II cis-regulatory region sequence-specific DNA binding; DNA-binding transcription factor activity, RNA polymerase II-specific; protein dimerization activity
Source: RefSeq, a predicted model, not a curated record
AAAAGUCCUCAAUGAUCAAAUUCCAUUUAAAAAAGAGGAUAUUUACAAACGUUCUGUCAUACUUUCACUGCCUGCGUUGGCUUGUUAACAAGUCCGUUUUGUAUCAAUUUUCCGCCGUCUUUAUAGCGUUUAUUUAUUUAUUUUUCUAUGCACGGGAUUGUCACUUCUUGAUCUCCCAGGUAAACUGCGUUUUGCACAGCCAGAACUGGACUUUGGGAAACAUUCGUAUUUGUCUAUUUCAUUCAUAUAAUUAUUUUUAAAAUCUAAACCUCCUGUUCCACAAGGAUGCGUUGAAAGAUAAUAGAUUUUAAUGCAAAGUGAAAUCUUGCGCGACUCCGGGUUCCCGGUCGUGUGUGGAUUUUGAGGAAGAUCUCAUAUAGUGUUUGUGUGAUUUUGCUAAAAUGCAUCACCAACAGCGAAUGGCUGCCAUAGGGACAGACAAAGAACUAAGCGACUUAUUGGAUUUCAGUGCGAUGCGAAACAGCGAUUUGAAAAUGUUCCCAACAUCAAUGAUGUUCUCGCCUCCUGUUAGUGGUAAAAACGGACCGACCUCCCUGGGAAGUGGACAUUUUGCAGGCUCAAACAUGGAGGACAGAGCCAGUGCAGGGUCUUGGGGAAAUAGAAGUGCCCCUUCAAAGAGUUAUGCUGACGGCUCCCAGUAUGUUCACAUGACUAGCCGGGACAUGGGCUCACACUCACACGACAACAUCUCUCCUCCAUACGUCAACUCCAGACUAGCAGGUAAAACGGAGAGAGGAUCCUACUCCUAUGGAAGAGACUCCACCUUACACGGGUGUCAUCAGCCGAGUCUCCUGGCAGGAGAGAUGGGCAUGGGCAGUCCUGGGGCGGUGUCGCCCACCAAGCCUGGAUCCCAGUAUUACCAGCACUACAACAACAACAACCCUCGCCGGAGGCCACUGCACAGCGACAACAUGGAGGUCCAUACAAAGAAAGUUCGGAAAGUUCCCCCCGGUUUGCCUUCCUCAGUAUACGCCCCGUCUGCCAGCACGGCUGACUACAACAGGGACUCACCGGUGUACCCCUCUUCCAAACCCCCCAGUGGAGGGUUCCCCAGUUCCUUCUUCAUGUCAGACGGUCACCACAGUGCUGACCCAUGGAGCUCCUCCAGCGGUAUGAACCAGCCUGGUUACAGCGGCAUGCUGGGUAACUCCUCCCACGGCCCCCAGAGCAGCAGCUACUGUGGCACCCACCCACAUGACCGGCUGAGCUACCCGUCACACUCCUCGGCAGACAUCAACCCCAGUCUUCCUCCCAUGUCCAGUUUCCAUCGUAGCACUGGCUCCAAUCAGUACAGUACAGCUUCCUGCACUGCCACCACCAACGGCACAGAGAGCAUCAUGGGUAAGACCUGGGAACAAGGACACAGGGCUGCAGAAGACAGGACAGAAGACAGGACAGAUCACAGGGCUGAUUACAGGACUGAAGACAGGACAGAACACAGGGCUGAUUACAGGACUGAAGACAGGACAGAACACAGGGCUGAUUACAGUGCUAACCGGGUGCAGAGCGGGGCACCGAGCAGCUCUCAGACUGGAGACGCCCUGGGGAAGGCUCUCGCUUCGAUCUACUCUCCAGACCACACGAACAACAGCUUCUCGUCCAACCCGUCGACCCCUGUCGGCUCUCCCCCGUCACUCACAGCUGCUAGUUCUGCUAUGUGGUCCAGGAACGGAGGACAAGGGCCCUCCUCCCCCAACUAUGAGGCUCCUCUACACUCUCUGCAGAGCCGUAUCGAGGACCGCCUGGAGCGCCUGGACGAUGCCAUCCAUGUCCUGCGGAGUCACGCGGUGGGGCCCUCCACAGGCAUGCCCAGCAUGCACCAAGACAUGCACAGCCUCAUCGGGGCAGCACACAACGGGGCCAUGGGAGGACUGGGCGCUGGAUAUGGCACGGGACUACUCUCUGCCAACCGCCACUCAAUCAUGGUGGGCUCUCACAGGGAGGAUGGUGGCGUGGGCAUCCAUCCCAUCAGACCCAACCAAGUGCCAGUCCCCCAGCUCCCCCAGCAGUCUGCCACGUCACCAAAUCUACACCAGACUGAUACAUACCGGGCUCUCUCCAGUGGUCUCCAGGGCCAGAGUGCCUCGUCUGUCUCGUCAGAGAUCAAGUCAGAGGACGAGGGGGAUGAGAACCUGCAGGAUGCCAGAUCUAUGGAGGCCAAGAAAGAGGAGCCUGACAACAAGGACCUCAAGUCUAUUGAUAGCAACGCGGAUGACGAGGACUUGUCUCCGGAGCAGAAGAUCGAACGUGAGAAGGAACGCAGGAUGGCCAAUAACGCCCGGGAGCGGCUGCGCGUCCGUGACAUCAACGAGGCCUUCAAGGAGCUGGGCCGCAUGGUGCAGCUGCACCUGAAGAGCGACAAGCCACAGACCAAACUGCUCAUACUGCAUCAGGCCGUGGCCGUCAUACUGAGUUUGGAGCAGCAAGUCAGAGAGAGGAACCUGAACCCUAAGGCUGCGUGUCUGAAGAGACGUGAGGAGGAAAAAGGUUCGUCGGACGGCGGAGCGGCCCUCUCCCUGGCCGGGGCACACCACGCCAUGGGGGACGCCUCCAACCCAAUGGGACAAAUGUCCAAGCUCCCGGAGUUCAUCAAGAUGAUGAGCGACCACUUCCUUUGACAACAUUCUCCUAUUUCCUGAACCAAUCAAUCAACCGAUCACGUCAAUCAACGAUCGAUCUGACCACCUGAUCUGACCAAUGUCUUUCGUCUUCUGUAGAAAUGAACGAACUGCAAAUGUAUAUCGAAAACAUAACAGAGAUGUUCCUUCUUCUUCUCCUUCUUCUUCUUCUUCUUCUUCUUCUUCUUUUAAGCAUUCCCAGUAAAAAAAAAAAAAAGUUAUUAUAUAUGUUAAAGAAAAAGAAAAAAGUAACACAAAAAAAGUAAACGCAGCUACGUGAUGAUGGGAGACAUAUCAUUAUGUUGCAGGACUCAGCUGCUGUCUCAACUGAAUGGCAAUCUUCUCCACACUGUGGAAACUCUUGCAGUCGUGCCUGAACUCCUCCUUGAUGUUUAAGUUAAAUAGAUAUAUACGAAAAAUCAAUCAGUCAGUCUGGAGAGGGGGGGUAUAUAUAGAAAAAGAAAAAAGAAAAAAAAGUAGAGAUUAUGUAAAAUUUCAAGAAUUCUUUUAAAACAUGCAAUAAUGAUUAAAAAAAUGUGUACUUCUAAUCUAAAAACAGAACAGAUACAUUUUAAGAUAACACUUUGUUUUUGGCCCCUAAGUUGGCUAGUAUAGCUGAAUACUAGAAAGCAGUGUUGGGGAACAUUACUUUUAAAAGUAACUCGUUAGGUUACAAUGUUACUGCCAUUAAAAGUAACUUCUUACAUUACACUGUUACUUACUGUGGAAAGUAACUCUGUGGACAAUACUUUUGCGUUACCAAAAACAAGAAAACCCUCUGAAAAUGUCUUGCGCGUGUUGGUCAUUCUUUUGGCCAGUAGAGGGAGUUCUACCUACUUAACCCUCGGUGCUGCACUGAUGUCAUCGGACAUCAUGGGCGAGCUCAAGACCGAGAUCUCUGUCAGAUUUCCUAAUAGUUGUUUCAGUUGUUUUAGUAAAUUGAACCGUGUAUUUUGCAAUAAACAAUGUCUUAAUUUUUAAUCGCAUUAUUAUUUGACAUUUGUAGUUCAGCAGCAUAUAUUGAAAUGUAACUGUUCCACAAAAAAAAUGCGUGAAGGAGGAAAUAUGUAUACACAUUAUGAUAAUAAGGAAAGAUAAAAUAAGAUAUUAAAGCUUUUGCUGUUUUGGAGCAGAAGCACCGUCAUCCUCAGCAUCAACGGCAAUCGGCUGGCGUGGGUCUGGUGGAGCUGUGCUUGGCCUGAUGGUGCUUCUUGAUAUUUGAAGUUGAGUUCUUCGGAGUUGACAGACGCUGAGCCCCGAGGGCGUUGACAGGCGCUGAGCCCCGAGGGUGUUGACAGGAGCUGAGCCCAGAGGGCGUUGACAGACGCUGAACCCCGAGGGCGUUGACAGGCGCUGAGCCCCGAGGGCGUUGACAGGCGCUGAGCCCCGAGGGCGUUGACAGGCGCUGAGCCCCGAGGGCGUUGACAGGCGCUGAGCCCCGAGGGCGUUGACAGGCGCUGAGCCCCGAGGGCUUUGACAGCCGCUGAGCCGCGAGGGCGUUGACAGGCGCUGAGCCCCGAGGGCGUUGACAGGCGCUGAGCCCCGAGGCUCAGUUAACAUUUUAUUAUAAUGUUUUUCUCCAAUUCUAAAUCAUGUGAAAACUUUCACCACGUAGAAGCUGUUGUCUCUGCCACCUUGUUAGCUUCCUGCCACAACGUUCUUGAAGAGACAGGAAGAGCGUGAACUUAUGGGAAGAGUUUUUAAUUUUUUAUUUGGCAAAGGGAAUAAUAUUUAAAAUUAACGAUUUGCUUAUUUGAAAAAGUAACUAAGUAUCUGAUUUCUUAAAUUGAAAAACUAACACGUUAAGUUACUCGUUACCACAAAAAAAUAAUUUGAGUACUCUAACGCGUCACUUUGUAAGGUGUUACCCCCAACACUGCUAGAGAGGAGAGAGGGGAAACAUUGCUAACUCAUAGCCACUCCAAACCAGCAGACGUCCUGAUUCAGAUUGAAAUGUGUUUUCAUUGGCCAUUCCUUUGCGUGGGCGGAGCAGAUGAGCAAAUGGAACCUUGUGAUUAGAGGGCAGGCCGUUGGUAGUGUUACUCUUCGUUACUCCAUGUUACAGAAGGAAGGAAGGAAGGAAGGAAGGAAGGAA